GUAAAGAAAAAGAAGCUUUGACAGCACGUGGACUUAAAAUAAGAAAUCUGAAACGGGAUUACGGUGACUCCUACCGCACUGGAAUAUGCCCCGUGCUUUUUCCUGCUUUUCCCGAAAACUAUAAAUACCUUCUUCUCCGUCAAUCCCCUCAAUUUCGUGCCCUAGACUUCCAAUUUCAGCCGCAACAUGCCACCUCCGCGCCAAUUAUCCGUUCCCCCCUCUAAAUCCCUUCGCCGCUCUCUCAACGCUCGAUCUCCGCGGCCGUCCGUCUAUGCGCUGCCCUCAAUCAUGUAAGUUCAGCUUAAGCUAUACGGUUCAUCGGAGUAUUUGGUGAAGUGGUGUUUGAGAUGGAAAUAUUCGGGGUAUUGUUGGCGUGGUGCUUCUUGAGGUGAAUGGAAGCAGCAGUUGAGGUUGGCAGCACCGUCGGCGGUUGUUGUGGCGAGGAUCAUGGGCUCACAGGAGGUUUUCGGCAGCGGCAGUGGCGGCGUGGUGGUGGGGGAAGUUCGGUGGCGUAGUGAAGGUGGGUGCAGCUCAGUUGGUAGAAAAGAUGACAUAAUUGCUGCUAAUGUCUCAGUCCCGUCUUUUUGGCAUAAGGUUCCCAAUCCUGAAUGUGGUUUGGGGAUCUCUCAACCCUCCAGUUUGCACAGUGAUGAAAUGUAUAGUGGUCAUGAUUUGGGGAACUCGAGUUCUGAUCCUCCAACACUGGAGGUGGAUGUUAAAUGUUUAACACAGAAAUCUGGUAAAAUAGAAAGGAAGAAUGGUGGGUACACUAAGAGAUCAGGGAUGGCACAGAUGGAAAUCUCUAAAAGCAAACUUGGAUACGAUGCAAAUGGAGUAUCUCCUGAACUUGUUGCUUUAUCUUCUGCAAGUUGCAAUACUUCAGAGAAAAAUCAAAUAAUUAAGCAAAACAACAGUGUGAGUAGUAGACGUGGAGAUAAAAGAACUAGUAGAUUCAAACAAAAGAGUAGAUGCGAUCCUUUCUCUCUGAAGAAUAGCUUGGUUGGCUUUAAUUCAGCUGCUGGAGGAAACAGCUUUCUUGGAAUGUAUGGCUUAAAACCUGAUGUCUUUGAUAUCACAAAGCUUGUCAAUGAGCUGCCUCUACAUGACCUACUAUCUGGUAACUAUACCAGCCCGAGUAUCUCCAAAGACAAAGGAAAAAAAUCUGCAAGUUCAAACAAUGAUCUUAUGCAGUCAGUCAGAAAGGCAUGCUCUGUUCUUCAAGCUAAAAAGGGCUUACAGGGCCAAAACUGUGCCGAGAUUGAUAUUAGUUGCGUCCGUAGUGAUUCAACCAGCCUGAUUAUGGUUAAUUCUACAGUAGGCCAGACUGAUAUAGACAACGGAGAUAACUAUACUCCACUUCUGCUGGCUCCUGAUGAGGUUCAAGAAUCUGAUGAGAAAAUCAGAAAGUCUAGCAUUGCUGAGUCACUGCUAUAUACACCAAAAGAUAUCUUUGAGCGUCUUGCACUUCCUCCGGCAAAGGAUUUGGAUUUGUUACUUUCUGAUGCUAGCAAAGCUACCUCAUCAAAAAGUAAUGCUGACCCUCGUGUUGGCAGACCAGCUCCUCAGCGAACUGGUCUACCACCUUUCCCUUGGUCUCAAUCUUUCACUGGGCAUACUAAGUUAGGCUCUGAUGCUGUUAAACUUUCUGCUGGUCGGACAACAUGUCAGGGUAGAUGGGUCAAAGUUAAAAAUCCUAUAGCUCUUCAGAGAAGUUCUGCUGAUUUAUUAGUUGACUUUGAGUCACUAGCAUUUGACCAAAGUUUAGUUCCUUCAGAUAAUUUUCUGUCUGAGAAACAAGAAAAUAUAUUUGCUCCAACAGAACGUGCGUUGUCAGCCUCUGAAGCAUGCUCGACUUCAAACGUCGCUGCAGAUGAGUGCUCUUCCAUUCAUGCUGCAGCUCAGACGCUCGUAGACAUGGGUGCUUACUCCAAGGAAAAUCCAUGCGCGGUAGUUAAGUUGCUUAAAAAACCAUCACAAGUUACUAUGAAAGCUAGCAAGUCAACAGCAAUCAAGAGAUGUGAUUUCAUUGAUGUGCCCAACUCAAAAGUUAGGCCGGCAAAUUCUGUCAAGGCCAGCGAUGGGUUUCCUUCGAAGAAGCUCAGGCUCUCCAAAGAUGUGACUAAUGCCAGCAUCAGUCAUACCGAACUUGCGAGGCAAGGGAAACUGCACCAGUCUGCAGCAGUCCUGCCGGUCAGAUCACCUCCCAGGAAGCUAUUUAGGGAUUCAAACACGAGUACAGACAGUUACGAUAUCAACCUUGUAAAGAAGUCUAGUGUACUGAAAACACCAAGGGGUGUAGAUAGACCGAGCAGUACAAAACCCAAGUUCUGGAAACCUCCUCAGUGAAAUCGGCCCGACUGGAAGGCUUAACUGGUACCAGCUUCAUCUGCUGCAGACAUAAUAGAGGCACGUUUCUUUCCUUGUUUCUUAUCAUUUUUUUUUAGUUCCAUAUGAUGUAUAAUUGUUAGAUCUGUAUAUAGUUUCACUUGUAAAGAGGUGUGCUGUUUCAUUUUAUGCUGCUGGCUCUUAAGAGCCGAGAUUCAAUGUUGUACCAUUUCUAACACUACGAGACUGCGCCGUUGUAGGGCAUUAACGGAAUAUUUCCUGUAACUGUUCCUCUCCCUAUGCUAGGAGCCCCUGCUUAUGAAAAUGCAUGAUAUUUAAGGUUAGGACAAAUACUCUCCCAUACGAGAUUGUAGGAUGGUGAAGUUUUGGGUUUUGCAAUGAAUAGUGCAUGAUUGUAUA
This is a messenger RNA of Salvia miltiorrhiza (redroot sage), 2745 nucleotides long. RefSeq lists its product as uncharacterized. The record is from RefSeq and is a predicted model, not a curated record. Lineage: Eukaryota; Viridiplantae; Streptophyta; Magnoliopsida; Lamiales; Lamiaceae. The coding region runs from base 448 to 2346 and encodes 632 amino acids. The transcript is spliced from 6 exons.